Delphinapterus leucas (beluga whale) is the source of this 3335-nucleotide messenger RNA. The record is from RefSeq and is a predicted model, not a curated record. Lineage: Eukaryota; Metazoa; Chordata; Mammalia; Artiodactyla; Monodontidae.
AUGGGCUUCCCGUGGUAUGGCUUCGCCUGGACUGCUCAUGUCUUCACCGCCAGUAGUACCCUGGACGUCCUGGUGAUAGUUUUGUAGGUGCUGGUCCUGGGCAUCGCGCUGUGGGCUGUAUUGUCAAGCAGUCGUGGGACAGUAGAAGACUUCUUCCUGGCUGGCUGAAAUCUAGCAUGGUGGCAGAUAGGUGCUUUUCUUUUUGCCUCGAAUAUUGGCACUGGGCACUUUAUGGGCCUGGUUGGAAAGGGGGUGUCUUCAGGGAUUGCUGUUGGGGCCUUCGAGUGGAAUUCUCCAUUUAUGCUCUGUGUUCUUGGUUGGGUAUUUUCUCCCAUUUACAUUAAGGCUGGGGUAGUAACAUUGCCCAAAUAUUUGAGGAAGAGGUUUGGUGGCUACUGGAACCAGUUCCUCCUCACUAUUCUGUACUUCUUCCUUUAUAUCUUCAGUAAGAUCUCGGUGGAGAUCUGCACUGGCACCAUGUUCAUGAGGCUGGUUUUGGGGUUGGAUGUUUACCUGGCCACCGUAGUCUUGCUGUCAGUUACCGGCAUUUAUGCCAUCACAGGUGGUUUUGCGGCUGCAGUUUAUACUGAUAUCUUACAUGCUGGCGUUGUGGUUCUGGGCUCAGUCUUGUUAAUGGGCUAUGCCUUUAAGGAGGUGGGAGGAUACCAGGAACUACAGCGUAAGUACAUGGAUGCUAAGCCCACCCUCAUCUGUGAAGGAAACUGGACCGCCCAGCCGGAAUGCUUCAUUCCUCGUCUGGAUUCUUUCCAUAUCUUCCGAGAUCCCACCACUGGAGACAUCCCCUGGCCUGGAGUCAUCUUUGGCAUCUCCACCCUCUCCUUGUACUACUGGUGCACUGACCAGAUUUUUGUCCAGGGCUGCCUGGCAGGGAAGAGCAUGUCUCAUGUGAAAGGCGGCUGUGUCUUGUGUGGGUACCUGAAGCUGCUGCCCAUGUUCAGCAUAGUGAUGCCACGGAUGAUCAGCCGCGUCCUGUACACAGAUAAAGUGGCGUGUGUUGUGCCUUCAGAGUGUGAAAAGUACUGUGGCGCCAGAACUGGCUGCAGCCCUCUCGCCUACCCCGUGCUGGUGGUGGAGCUGCUGCCCAGUGGUGUUCGAGGCUUGAUGGUGUCCGCAUUCUGGGCCUCUCUCAUGUCCUCCCUGACUUCUCUUUUCAGCGGUGCCAGUGCCGUGUUCACAAUGGACAUCUACGCCCAGAUACAGCUGAUGGCCACUGAAAAUGAACUCAUGCUAACAGGAAGGUUUUUUGUUAUAAUCUUACUUGCUGUCUCCAUUGCAUGGGUCCCUGCUAUACAAGUGGCACACAGGGAACAACUAUUUGAAUACAUGCAAGCAGUUUUAAGUUACCUGAUGCCGCCCAUUGCUGCCAUCUUCCUGCUUACCAUAUUUUGCAAGAGAAUCACUGAGCAGGGUGCCUUCUGGAGGCUGACUGGUGGACUUCUGAUUGGCUUCUGCCGCAUGGUGUCCAAGUUUGCCUACGGGGCCUGGAGCUGCUCGACAAACAGCAGGUGCCCUCGGAUCAUCUGUGGCGUGCACUACCUCUUUGCCGUCAUCCUCUCCACCAUCAGUCUUUUCACCGUCCUGGGGAUCUCCUUGUUCACAGACCCGAUUCCAGAUAAACAUCUACGCCGCCUCUGUUGGAGUUUAUGGAACAGCCAAGAGGAAAGGGUCGAUCUGGACAAAGACACACAAGGGAAGAGCCCCGCACCGCAGGCACGGCCAGACAUAUUUGAGGAGGCCAGGAGCUGCCUUUGGAAGGCCUGGGAUGUGUUCUGCGGACUGGAGCCACUGCCAGGCCCCAGACCCGCCCCGGAAGAGGCAGUCGUGCAGAAGAUGGAGUGUGGUGACACGGAAGGGACACAGCACAGUGCCACUUCUGAAGGGACAGAGAAGCGCGACAUGCUGGAAGGAACAAAGCUCCGAGACAUGCCAGAGAUAUCCCACUGGAGAAAAGUGCCCAACGUCUGCGGGUUCCUCUUGGUAUCGCUCACAGUGCUCUGCCACUUCUACUCCUCCUAGGCAGCCUGCGGGGACGUCUGGGGAACGGGCGAACCACCGCCUCUUGCAAAUGCCCUCAUCGUCGACAGGAGGAAACAUUUCCUACGGGGAGGCCCACGGACGUGGACCAAGGAUCACACUGAUGAAAACGCGCCCGCAGCGUCAAUGCUGCCGGCUGACGGGCGGCGAAGCCCACUGGUGAGGGCAGAGACCGAAGAUGAGCACGUCUGUCCUCUGUGCGAUGAGUCAUUCUCCCCAGAUGGCCCCACUGCACAAACACUGGCUUUCACUUUAAAUUUAAUUUUGGCUUUUUAUCUCUAGAUAUAUUUGGGGGUUUUGCUUGUGUUUACUGUCACCAUUUCCUUCCUAUACCCACCUCUGUUUGCUGUGUUCUCUCCUCCUUUGUAAAGGUAUGGCUGCUGGCAAAGAUGCUCCUCCUCGCGCCAAGGGUCCCACCCACAAGGGGCUGUGCCUACUGCCAAUGACCACACAGGCCAGCUGGCGCCAAGGCUGCCGCGGAUGGAAACGUUGGCUCCUGCCUGGACCCGUGGUGGGGCUGAGGCGGUCUCUGCCUGAGGACCAGGCCUCCCUGUGGCUCAGCUCUGGCUGCUCCCCUAAAGGGCAGGUGGAGAGGAAACUUCCCUCCUUGUUGAGCUCCUCCCAGUUCCUCCCAGUCUGCCUGCUACUGGGAGUUGGGCCCAGGGGCUGGAUCCCCUUUAGCUGUCAAGUAUAGACCAGUCCUGGGCUGUGUCUCUGGGAGAGGCUCCCUAAGCCACCCCUUCCUCUUCCUUCUUCUUAGACCAAAAUAAAUGAUUUGGGUCUUUAGAAAAAGUUUCAGAUGCCUUGAAGUGAUUUGGGGGAGGCCCACCCAACAUUGCAAAAGUCACACUCUGAAGGUGCAGUCGGGACCAGGCCCCCAUCCCUCGUUUAGUCUUUCAGCUGACAUUUUUGAGUGCCUGCUAUGUGCCAGCACUGCUGGGAAGCAGUCAUGGACAGAGCUCAUGGUCCAGGGAAGUAGACAAUGAAACACGAGCGGUGAUGGCCAGCACCUCAUGUGGCCCGCUAUUUCCCUGCCCAGGUUAUCAUCACGUUCAAGCCAUGGAGCCACCCCAUGUGGAAGGACCAGAACCACAUUUCACAGAGGAGGAGACUGAGCUCAGCCAGGGGACCAAGUAAAUGGGCCCUCUGUGCAUGUGCACGUGGCAGGAGCGCCCACAGGGAGGAGGCCUCCCGUGACUGAAGUGGGAGGUCAGCUAGCUGGAUAACAGAGGGACAACAUGUGGGAAGACAGGGUGAGGCAAGGGUGUGAGGAGGCCAGA